AUGUCCCCGAGAAGUCUACGUAUCGCGAUUCUAGAUUGCGAUACGCCCGUACCAAAUGUGUACUCAGAGAGAGGACUUUACAGUGACAUCUUCGCAGGUUUACUCCGAAAUGCAGCCAGUACUAGCCCAGAACUCUCUGAGUUGAAACUCGAGUUCAGCAAAUUUGAUUCUGUCCUUGGCCAGUUUCCCUCACUUGAAGAGCUCCUGACUCUGAAUGGCAUGAUUAUCACUGGAUCAGCAGCUUCAGUAUACGACGAUGCACCUUGGAUCACCUCCCUUACAGACUUCUGCAGAAAAAUUUAUACCUCUCACCCUAGGAUCAAGAUCUUUGGCUCCUGCUUUGGCCACCAGCUUCUCUGCCACAUACUCUUCUCACCACUCGAAAAGAACGUUGUCUGCCGGGACCCAAAAGGCUGGGAGCUAGGUGUGCACCCCACUACUCUCUCCUCAGCAUUCAUCUCCAACUUCGGCCCCGUGACAUCGAAUCCUCUUCAUGCAGAUCAAUUGCGCUUGCAAUUCGUCCACGCGGAUCACGUCGACUUGUCUGGGCUGCCCGAGGGCUUCCACUCCAUUGGGAGCUCGCAACACUGUUCUCUGCAGGGGGUCUGGGAGAAGGGAAGGGUGUUGACGUAUCAGGGACAUGCUGAGUUUGAUAGGUUUGUGAAUGGAGAAACUGUAAAGGUGUUUGGAAAGGCAGUUUGGAAUGAGACGUUCAUGGAGCAGUCGUUGAAAGCUGUGGAUGCGCAAGACGACGCUAUUUGGGCUGCACAGGUUAUGUUGAGAUUCUUCUUGGAGGAGAGGGAGGAGAGGGAGGAGAGGGAAGAGAGAAUCUAUAGAGCCUUUCUCCUCUCAGCAGCGAGACUAUUCCAGCAGCCUACUUUCCACAACCUACCUACCUGUUCCCUCAACCAAACAUCGCCCUCCCACUACAGCACCAUGGCUCGCGCCCCCGUAAUCUCAGUCUGCCAUGGCGGCGGCCCCAUGCCCCUCAUGAACGACCCCGACCACUAUGAGCUCAUCAAAUCCAUGACCACCAAAAUCCCCUCCGUCUUGGGUCUCGACACCCCUUCCGCACCACGAGCCAUUGUACUCGUAACCGCGCACUGGAGCGAGCGCAGACCGACCAUCAGCAAUGGAAAGAAGCAUAAGCUGUAUUACGAUUAUGGCGGGUUUCCGCCCGAGACAUAUAAGUUGAAGUACGACGCGCCAGGCAGUCCGGAGGUGGCAGCGCAGGUGUAUGAGCUGCUUGAGAACGCGGGGAUGAGUCCUGAGAUGGAUGGUGAGAGAGGAUGGGAUCACGGAGUAUUCGUCCCCAUGCUGCUCAUCAACCCUAAAGCCGACAUCCCAGUAAUCCAGCUCUCCGUCCUCUCUACCAACUCUCCCGCCCAACACUAUGCCAUGGGUCAAGCGCUAGCGCCCCUCCGCGACUCGGGCGUCGCCAUCAUCGGCUCAGGAAUGCCUACCUUCCACAACCUGCGUCUCAUGUUUUCCGGGGGCACGAAUGAUCCGGGGUUCAAGAAGAGGAAUAAGGAGUGGAGUGACAGACUUACUGCGACUGUGAAAACAGAGGAUGUGGGGGAGAGGGCCAAGGCGCUGGAGGGCUGGAGGGAGUGGGUUGGUGCUAAAGAGGCACAUCCUAUUGGUGGGGAAGAGCACUUUUUACCAUUGAUUGUGUGUGCGGGUGCUGGGGGUCAAGGGAAGGCGGAGGCAUUUGGGGAUGCUAUGAUGGGGACGAAACAGUUUUCAUACUAUUGGACAUAA
This is a messenger RNA of Lachnellula hyalina, 1761 nucleotides long. It is a transcript of the gene LIGB, whose product is annotated as Extradiol ring-cleavage dioxygenase. The record is from RefSeq and is a predicted model, not a curated record. NCBI's taxonomy places the organism in Eukaryota, Fungi, Ascomycota, Leotiomycetes, Helotiales, Lachnaceae. The transcript is spliced from 5 exons. Bases 1 to 1761 code for a protein of 586 amino acids. Gene Ontology annotation, molecular function: oxidoreductase activity, acting on single donors with incorporation of molecular oxygen; ferrous iron binding; zinc ion binding.